This is a messenger RNA of Radiomyces spectabilis, 1734 nucleotides long. Its product is annotated as mate-domain-containing protein. The record is from RefSeq and is a predicted model, not a curated record. Gene Ontology annotation, molecular function: xenobiotic transmembrane transporter activity; antiporter activity. The coding region runs from base 1 to 1734 and encodes 577 amino acids. The transcript is spliced from 4 exons. Gene Ontology annotation, biological process: xenobiotic detoxification by transmembrane export across the plasma membrane. NCBI's taxonomy places the organism in Eukaryota, Fungi, Mucoromycota, Mucoromycetes, Mucorales, Radiomycetaceae. Gene Ontology annotation, cellular component: membrane.
AUGAGCAAGUUUCUCGCUAUCAAGGCCAAAGAAAAAAGGCCGUUUCUUUUUCAGAGGAUGACGGUCACAGCUGGUCAUAAACAUGAAUUCAAAUGGCUUUUGAAGAAUGCCAUGCCACUGGUGCUCAGUUAUCUUUUGCAGAACAGUUUGCAAAGCGUGAGCGUCGUGAGUGCUGGUCACUUGGGACCUCACGAGUUGGCAGCGGCCUCACUUGGAAGCAUGUUUGUCACCGUUACUGGGAUAUCCGUGGCAACCGGAGCCACCUUGGCACUCGAUACACUGUGCUCUCAAUCGUUUACCAGUUCUGACGACAAAAAGAUUGUGGGAUUGCAUGUACAACGAUGUCUUGCCUUUCUCUCUCUGUUAUAUAUCCCUAUCGCCAUCCUUUGGUGGUACUCUGAAUCUGUAUUCUUGCUGUUACGACAAGAUCCUACCGUGGCGGCUUUAGCAAGUACUUACGUGCGUUGGAUGAUUCUAGCCGCUCCCGCUUUUGCCUUGUUCGAAGCUCUUAAAAAGAUGCUGCAAGCCCAAGGCAUCUUUCGAGCACCCACGAUGACACUGCUGCUCAUUGGCGCACCGUUGAAUCUGAUCUUGAGUUACUCGUUCGUCUGGAGUCCGUCCAUCUCUCUUGGAUUCGCUGGUGCCCCCAUUGCCAGCUGUUUCGCCCAAUGGGCCACCGUGAUCGCACUGAUCUACUACAUUUACAAGUACGACGGAUAUCAGGCUUGGCCGCAAUGGUCUACUAGAGCCGCUUAUGAUUGGCACGCUUGGGGUCCCAUGAUCAAGUUGGCUAUUCCCGGCAUUUUGCUUAUUUGUACAGAAUCGUGGGCGUACGAGAUUAUCGCUCUAGGAGCCAGUUGGAUUGACACAUCGUCGUUGGGAGCUCAGAGUAUCAUACUCACCUCCAUUACGGCUCUGUAUACCUUGGCAUUCGGUGUGGGUGUCGCAUCGGCUAACCGUGUGGGCAAUCUACUUGGUGCAGGAAAGCCGUAUCAGGCCAAAAUCGCUGCCCAAACCGCCAUUGGCCUGUCGGUCAUUAUCGCUACCAUAAAUAGUUCCAUGUUGACACUGUGUCGGCACAGCUGGGCUCGACUUUUCACCAGCGAUGCGCAAGUAACUUCUCUCGUAGCUAAAACGCUUCCGUUGGUGGCUGUCUUUGUGUUUGCUGAUAAUAUUGCCGGUGUGGCGGACGGUGUACUGAACGGUCAAGGACGGCAACACGUUGGUGCUCUGUUCAACCUCGGGGCUUAUUAUCUAUCGUCUCUUCCCAUUGGUUUCUAUCUGUGUUUCCGCGCACAGUGGGGUUUAUUGGGCUUAUGGUCCGCUUUGGCCAUGUCUCUAAUUGCGGCUUGUGUGGCGACUUUGGCAGUGGUGCUCACGACAGAUUGGCAGAAGGAAGUAAGAAAAGCCGAAGAUCGCACCAGCGAGAGUGUCAAAGCCAUGGAAACGCAUCAACAGCAGCCAACAGCUAAUCCUGCAAGCGGAUACCCGGGUGUUGUAGGUGGUACACCGGCUAAUCAACGUGGAGUUCAAGGAUAUGACGCCUACGGCAACCCGAUCAUCCCGCCUUUUAUCGCACAACGACAUCAAAUCGAACAAUCAUUAGGUCCGACGUGCAAUGGACAGUACCACGAACUUCGCAUGGAAUACACAAACAAAACGCUUUUAUUUGCUAUUCUGAUCCUUCCCUAUUGUUGCGGUUGGCGAGGUAAACGAGUGGUAAGAUCAAAUUAG